Osmia lignaria (orchard mason bee) is the source of this 931-nucleotide messenger RNA. RefSeq names its product farnesol dehydrogenase-like. NCBI's taxonomy places the organism in Eukaryota, Metazoa, Arthropoda, Insecta, Hymenoptera, Megachilidae. The record is from RefSeq and is a predicted model, not a curated record.
GUGCGUAUGGGACAGUGUGAUCUGCAGUGGAGUAAAGGAUGGAUCGUUGGAACGGAAAAGUAGCGAUUGUGACCGGCGCUAGCUCCGGGAUUGGAGAGGCGAUUUCAGAAGGUCUGGUGAAACGCGGAGUUAAGGUCGUUGGCCUCGCGAGACGAGUGGACAAGCUCCAGGAACUGACCUCGAAACUGGGCAAAGAUAAGUUUUAUUUCGUCCAAUGCGACCUUAGGAAGGAGGAAGAUCUCCUGAAGGCGUUUAAAUGGGUCGAGAAAGAACUGGGAGGGGCUGAUAUCUUAGUAAACAACGCGGGAACUGUACAGUUAGUCAAUGUCGUAGAUUCGACUACUGAGGAGUACUAUAAAGUAAUAGACACGAACCUCAUAGCGCCGGCGAUUUGUGCACGAGAAACAGUUCAGUCUCUAAGAAAGCGAAAUGCAUCCGGGCACAUAAUUAACAUCAACAGUAUCGCUGGCCACUUUGCCGAGAGUCUGCAUACGCCACUUGGAAUGUAUGCUGCUAGCAAGUACGGUUUGACCGCUUUGAGCACGGAACUACGUCACGAAAUAAUAGCAGGAAAUUUAAGUAUUAAAGUCACGAGCGUCAGUCCAGGAUUAGUGAAUACAGAGAUGGUAAGUAAGUAUCUGCCUGCAGAUAAAAAAAUACCCAUACUGCAAGCCCAGGAUGUCGCGGACGCAGCGCUUUAUGCGUUAGGAACACCGGAACAUGUGGAGAUCCCCGAACUUAUGAUUAUACCACACGGUACACCGAUAGGAGGUAACGCAGACUCGCCAGUCACACCCCGGAACCCAUAAGGAAACAUUGGAUCGUCUUUAAAAUACAGAACAAAAAAUGUUAAUUAAGAAGAUCCUUACAAUUUUUCAAAACAUUCUUAAAUGUAUGAGAAUAUUCAAAUAAAUAAAGGAAAUUUCCAUUA